AUGCCAUCAGUGAGCCAAGCCCGUCUCAUGUGGCGCAGCGUCACCCGCGGCAUGGUAGAACCCCACCCCUUCGCCCGUAACCCCAUCACCAUGUCUCCCCACGCGUGGCGCGCCGGCGACCUCUCUAAGAAAGCAGUAAAGACAAGUACUGUCUUCUUCCCCUUUUAUGCAGGCAUUCUUGGGUGGCCAGUCGCCGCCGCCUGGUGGUUCAAUGGCAACAUGUGA
This is a messenger RNA of Alternaria atra, 225 nucleotides long. RefSeq lists its product as uncharacterized. The transcript has 2 exons. The coding region runs from base 1 to 225 and encodes 74 amino acids. The record is from RefSeq and is a predicted model, not a curated record. NCBI's taxonomy places the organism in Eukaryota, Fungi, Ascomycota, Dothideomycetes, Pleosporales, Pleosporaceae.